Messenger RNA from Sphaeramia orbicularis (orbiculate cardinalfish), 4470 nucleotides. It is a transcript of the gene usp38, whose product is annotated as ubiquitin specific peptidase 38. The coding region runs from base 176 to 3268 and encodes 1030 amino acids. The transcript is spliced from 11 exons. Lineage: Eukaryota; Metazoa; Chordata; Actinopteri; Kurtiformes; Apogonidae. Gene Ontology annotation, biological process: ubiquitin-dependent protein catabolic process; protein deubiquitination. The record is from RefSeq and is a predicted model, not a curated record. Gene Ontology annotation, cellular component: cytosol; nucleus. Gene Ontology annotation, molecular function: cysteine-type deubiquitinase activity.
UGAAUGCCCCUGUCUGUUUAAUGACGUUUCCUGUACGGUUAAUCAGCUGAUUCUGCUUCGGUCGAUCAAAUGAACCAAAAACACGAUUCAACCUGUAAAUCGACCUGUCAUAUCUAACGACAGUUGGGGGUCUUCUGCUCGGAGACUGUUGACAUGCUUUAUUUGGACUGUCAUCAUGGACAAAAUAUUGGAGGGUCUCGUCAGCUCCGAUCAUUCUGUUCCAGUGAAGAGGGCCAUUAUAAAGAAGGUUGUGGAAGCAGCAGAAAAAGGAGUCACAGAGGAGCAGUGUCAGGCGCUGUUUACUCUCACCACGCGCCUCAUCUUGGUUGGUGAAGAUGCGUUUCAAAAACAGGUGGGCUUCCAAGUUCUGGAGGCCUAUGCCCGCUACCACCGGCCGGAGUUUGAGCGUUACUUUAGUAAAGACUUUGUCCUCAGUCUGCUCCAACAGGGCUACAGCCAACUGGACCACAAAGACCCAGCCAUAAUAGACUAUAUUCACUGCUGCCUACGGCUGCUCAUCAGCUGCCCCUCGGUGCUGGAGAUCUUCAGUGUGGUUCAGGUGGAAGUUUUAAGAAUGGUGUGUGAACGUCCUGAUCCUGCCCUCUGUGCCCGCCUCAGCACCAUGCUAUCGGACUUUGUGCAGUGCAUCCCAAGGGACAAGUCAGGGGUUUUGUUCUGCCAGCAGUUGGUGAGGACCAUCAGUUACUUCCACUGCUUUGCCAGCCAGGAGCGUGAGCUCAGAGAAUAUGUAGGUCAGGUGACCAAGGUUAGCACGCUGCUGCAGAAUAUCUGGAAGAGUGACCCAACUACACUGCUGCCCUCACUGCAGGAAGUCUUUGCCAUUAUCUCUUCCAUAGACCCAUCCUUUGACCCAUCCAUUGCCUUGGCCAGUCUGGUGCAGCACAUCCCUGUCCAGAUGAUCACAGUGCUAAUUAAGAGCCUGACCACAGACCAGAACGUUAAAGAUGCAAACAUGACUAAAGCUCUCUGCAGGAUGAUUGACUGGCUGUCCUGGCCUCUAGCCCAACAUGUUGACACGUGGGUCAUUGCUCUGCUGAAAGGACUGGCUGCAGUUCAGAAGUUCACCAUCCUCAUAGAUGUAACUCUGCUCAAGAUUGAACUGGUAUUCAGUCGUCUGUGGUACCCCAUUGUGCGACAGGGGGCACUGACUGUGCUCUCACACAUGCUGCUGAGCUUCCAGCACUCUCCAGAGGCUUUCCAUUUGGUUGUUCCUCAUGUGGUCCAUCUAGUCCAGUCUUUGAGGACAGAUGGCCUCCCCACCAGUAAGGCCUUCUUACUACAGUUUACAGAGCUCAUCCACUGCAUGAUGUACCAAUACUCUGGCUUCCCUGAUCUGUAUGACCACAUAGUAGAGGCCAUCAAGGACCUCCCUAAACCUGGAGAAGAGAAAAUCAAGUUGGUGUUGAAUCAAAGUGCCUGGACGUCUCAGUCCAACUCAUUUGCCUCCGGUCACCUAAAGGAAGCAGGGAAGUCUGAGACGGGAAAAACAGGCCUGGUCAACCUGGGAAAUACCUGCUACAUGAACAGCAUCAUUCAGACCCUGUUCAUGGCCACUGAUUUUAGGAGACAUGUUUUAUCAUUGCAUCUAAAUGGCUCCAACAUGCUUAUGAAAAAGCUUCAGCUGUUGUUUGCUUUUCUUGCACACACUCAGAGGGCAGCAUAUGCUCCCAGAAACUUCUUGGAAGCGUCUCGGCCUCCGUGGUUUAAUAUGGGUUCUCAGCAGGACUGUUCUGAGUACCUCCGAUUUCUCUUAGACCGGUUACACGAAGAGGAGAAAACACUUCAGGUCCUGGAAUCAGCUCAGCCAAAAGUCUCCUCCCAUAUUGAGAGAAAUGGCAAAGAUCCAACGUGUCAGAGCUCUCCAGAGGACACUGGAGAGUCAUCUUUGACUGGAGGAGAAACUAUGCAUGAACCUGACAAGAGGACUUUGAUAGAAAGGUUGUUUGGAGGGAAGCUUAUCACAAGUAUCCGCUGUAUGCAGUGCAACAGCAUCUCAGAGAAAGGGGAGCCUUUCACAGACCUAUCUUUGGCUUUUUGUCCUUCGGCCACCGCUCAGCACCGACCUGAGGGGCCGUCUGAAGAAGCCAAGGGUCUCUGCCAAGGUUCUGUCAAUGGUGGAAGUGAAAAUCCUGAUCCGGGUUCAGUCAAAGCCCCAGCAAAUAGUGUCCAUGUUGUGCCAGUUACAAAUGAGCCUCCCCUCUCUGUGCCUGAUCUGGUGAACUAUUUCCUGGCUCCUGAGAUCCUGGAUGAGGAAAAUGCCUACUUUUGUGAGAAGUGUAUCUCCCUCCAGCGAGCAGAGAGGAGCUUGAAAGUGGUGUCAGCACCUGAGUACUUAAUCCUCACCCUGCUACGAUUCUCAUACGAUGCCAAAUGCCACGUCCGAAGGAAGAUUUUGGACAAUGUUACCAUUCCGUCACUCAUGAGACUUCCCGUGCAAGCACCAUCGACUUCUACACAGUGUUCCUCUUCCACAUCUUCUCCUCUGCAAGUAGACUCGCCUGAGAGCAGUGAGAAUCUGGCCAAAAAGCUCAAACCAUCACAAAAAGAUGAGGAGGAAGGGGAGGAGCAGCAGAUAAACAGAGGUGGAGACAUACCUGUUCAGUCAGUGCCCUAUGUCCUCUGUUCAGUGGUGAUGCAUUCAGGUGUAUCAUCUGAAAGUGGCCACUACUACUCUUAUGGUCGUAACAUCAGCGGAGCAGAUGGAACGCAGCAUCCAGCCAGCUGCUUCACCCUCAAGGAGGAUUUGGGUAACAGCCAAGCUGAAUCAAACCCUUCCACUUGCUCAUCCCUCUCAGUUCUGCCAGAACAAGGAGAUCCGCUGCCUAAUAGUGGCCAAGAAGCAAGGGAUUGGCUGCUGUUCAAUGACAGCAGAGUGACAUUCACGUCUUUCCAGUCAGUGCAAAACAUUACUAAUCGCUUCCCCAAGGACACAGCUUAUGUGCUCAUGUACAGGAAACAGGAGGUACCGGGGCAGAACAUAAAUGGAGGACCGAAGGAGAAUGGGAUGAGAGUGAGUGCUGAACCUCCCCUGCAGAAAGAACUUCUCGAUGCUAUUAUCAAGGACAACAAGUUGUAUUUACAGGAACAGGAACUCAAUGCUCGGACCCAAGCUCUACAGGCCUCAUCCUCUUCCUGCUCAUUCAGGCCCAACGGUUCAGAUGACAAUAACCCACCAGGGAGCUGUGGCCCAUCUGGUGGAGGAGGGGGGGGAGGGGGCUUCAAUACUAUCAGUAGACUGGUCUUCUGAAUGAAAACCCCAGAUGAACUGACACUAAGGGAGUCUUGGACUGCCUCAUAAAGAAAACUGGACUGUCGGAGCAGAAAUGUGGACACUCUGUCACAGAAAAAGCACUGAAAUGAUGUAAACACACAGACAGAACAUACUGUAUGUGUUGAUUCUGUACCUCGAUUCGAUUUUGUUAAGGUCUUAAAGUUUUGACAAAAAUUGUUUUUAUACCACUGUUUUAGUUAGAAUCGAAACAUUUACAAUUCAUAUAGAUUUGUAAUCCCAAAACUUGCAGUGUUCACAUCAAUUUUGCAGUUUUCAGUACCUGAGUUGCUCAAUCCCAAUGAUGCAUAUGUGUUUUUUUUCCCCCUCAAAUGAAUAAUGUGGCUUCAUAUGAUUGGUAUUAUAAAGUUUGUGAACAUUCAAUUCAGGUACUUAAAUACACUUUUAUUGCUAAAAUGUGAAAUGGAUUGUGUUGAAUAUUUUCACAGUGUGAGUAUUUAGUAUAUUAUCUCACACAUAAACAUAGCCAGAUCCAUGCAUACUACAAACAGUGCACAAUCCAAAAGAAAGCAUUCAAAUGUAAAAAGGCAGACUUUAUCAAGUUGUCAUCAUUCUGAACACACUGCUCACAGUCUGGGUUUACUUUUCUGAUUUGCAUGCAGUUUUUCCUUGUGAGCUGUGGAAUUUGAUUUUCAAGACAUUUGGAUCUUUUUAAUGUGUUCUUUGCUAUUUAAUAAGUUUCAUAUCACAUGCAAUAAAUGUACAUUUGAAUUAAAACAUCAUUCUAAAUAAUCACAAAUAUAUACAGCGCAAUAUAUUACAAUACUAGGGCAUUUUCAAUUUGAACACUUUACUGCUGUUCUCACUAUGACUGGUGUGAUUUGCAGCGCAGUGAAUUUCAACUUUUUAACCGCAUAAUAUAUUCAGAUUUGAUCAUUCAGGGAGACUUUUGUGUUUAUGCUGAUUUUUCUUUUUUUUGUGCCUUUUGGUAUUUAAUGCAGGUUUAUGAAGAGGUUUUGUCACUAUACAUCUCAGUUGUACUGUGCUGACAUCUAUAUUCCUCAUUAUUACUUGUUGUAUUGUCCUACUUCAACAUGCAGGUAACCUUAAAUUUACUUUACAGCAGCCGUUUGACAAAGACAUGGACAAAUGUUAUGAUUUAAUUUAUACUGAAAUGCUGAGAACCUAUCUGCAGAAGAAUAAAUAUAUGAUAAAAUUGA